GUCGGUGGACCAUCAUGGACAGUGAAACUUGGAAGAAGAGACUCUACCACUGCUAGUCGAACACUGGCUAAUGCCAACCUUCCUAGCUUUACAGCUUCUCUUGAGAGUCUCAUUUCACAAUUCCGCAAUAAAGGAUUAAGUGAAAGAGAUAUGGUUGCUCUUUCAGGAGCUCAUACAAUUGGCCAAGCUCAAUGUCUAACUUUCCGCAAUAGGAUUUACAGUAAUGGAAGUGAUAUUGAUGCUGGCUUUGCUACUAUUAGAAGACGCCGAUGUCCGGCUGAUCCCAACACAGGGAAUGGAAAUCUUGCACCGCUCGAUUUGGUGACACCAAAUUCUUUUGACAACAACUACUUUAGAAAUCUUCUUCAAAGAAAAGGUCUUCUUCAUUCAGAUCAGGUCCUUUUCAGUGGCGGAUCGACAGACAGUAUUGUUAAUGAGUAUAGUAGCAGCCCUUCAACUUUCAGUUCUGAUUUUGCUUCUGCUAUGGUAAGGAUGGGAGAUAUUGAACCUUUAACUGGUUCUCAAGGACAGAUUCGCAGACUAUGCCGUGUCGUUAACUAAUUCAUUUUGCUAUCAAUAUUUGUUUUUAUUACAGUGUCAUAAAUGUUGUAUGCUAUAAAAAUAUAUCGUGGGAAAAAAGCCUGAGCAAGAUGGAUUUCUUCAAGUAAUAUUUAGAGCACUUUUAUCAACUUGUUUUGUGAGAAUUUUGUAAUUCUGUUCAGCCACUACCAAAUGUUUAUGAUAUAUAUAUGGGAAAAUUAUUAUUAUGUCCUUAAGGUUUUA
Messenger RNA from Jatropha curcas, 783 nucleotides. Lineage: Eukaryota; Viridiplantae; Streptophyta; Magnoliopsida; Malpighiales; Euphorbiaceae. The record is from RefSeq and is a predicted model, not a curated record.